UGACAAAAUAGAAACAACUCUAAAAACCCUACAAGAUUCAUUUGAGAGAGAGACCUGAGAAUCAAUCGUGCAAUCGAAAACGGCGAUGGGAAGAUCAGCUUUGAUUCACUUAAUCCGCUCUCAGUCUCGCCGUCUCUCUUCCUCCUCCUCAUUCACUUCAGGAUAUGGCCGGUCAAUAGCAGGGACAUGGUUACCAUCACCAUCAUCAUCAUCAGUGAUCCCUAAGGUCAGAUUCCCUGAGGCUCAAACUCUUUACCAGAGAAGCUGGGCAUCAUCAUCUAGAGCAAACACUAGAGAGGAAGAUAAUGAUGAUGAGCACAAGAUCAGCAUCGGACCACAAGACAAGAAACAAGACAACGACGGAGGCGGUGUUGUUUACCACGGCCCAAUCUCAUCAACCAUCAAAAAAGUGAAACUCCUCUCGCUCUCCACCUGCUGCCUCUCCGUCUCUCUCGGCCCAGUCAUCACCUUCAUGACUUCCCCCGGACUCAACGUGAUCAUGAAAGGCGCUGUUGCCUCCACCGUGAUCUUCCUCAGCGCUUCCACCACCGCUGCUCUCCACUGGUUCGUCAGCCCUUACGUCCACAAGCUGAGGUGGCAGCCUGGUUCCGACACUUUCGAGGUGGAGAUGAUGACUUGGCUCGCGACGUUUGCGCCGAAGACGCUGAAGUUCUCGGACGUGCGUUAUCCGGACACGCAGAGGCCGUUUGUGAGUUUUAAGGCGGAUGGGGAGUACUACUUUGUGGAUGCGGAGCGGUGUCCCAACAAGGCGUUGUUGGCUAGGCUUACUCCUCCCAAGGAUGCUCAUGACUCUGCUUUCAAGAACUUGUGAUUCCAGAUUCCAUUUUUUCCUCUUCUUUAUCAUUCUCUGUCUUGGGUUUGUAACACUUUUGGAUCUCCCUUGGACUACCGGAGAAUGCAGAUAAUAAAAGAGUUUAUAAAAGGAUUAACACUUUUGGCACUGGCA
Messenger RNA from Raphanus sativus (radish), 967 nucleotides. RefSeq lists its product as uncharacterized. NCBI's taxonomy places the organism in Eukaryota, Viridiplantae, Streptophyta, Magnoliopsida, Brassicales, Brassicaceae. Gene Ontology annotation, biological process: mitochondrial proton-transporting ATP synthase complex assembly. Gene Ontology annotation, cellular component: mitochondrial membrane. The record is from RefSeq and is a predicted model, not a curated record. The coding region runs from base 86 to 832 and encodes 248 amino acids. The transcript has 2 exons.